This is a messenger RNA of Paramuricea clavata, 921 nucleotides long. NCBI's taxonomy places the organism in Eukaryota, Metazoa, Cnidaria, Anthozoa, Malacalcyonacea, Plexauridae. The record is from the annotation of a GenBank genome assembly.
UGUAUCAUUUUACGACGUAUCCGUGCGUACAACUUGGUGGAACUUUUUAAAUUUAUAGUGGAGGACCUCGACAGGUAUUUCCAGCGUAAACUACUAGCACUGGCUUUUGGUAAACCGCAGAAUUUGCACAUUGCUUCCAGAUGUUUUGGCAAAAAAGCAAGCACGGUCGAUUUGGCAACAAUUACACAAGACAGUGGCGAGCCAUUUAAAUUUUAUGUACCAAGUAGGAAAGAAAAAGGAACAAUUUACGUGGUUAACUCUUCAAUCGGAAUGUGUUCUUGUCCAGCAGGCGAAAAUGGAAACAGCUGUCCUCACCAAGCCGCAGUCGCGCUUAAGUACAGCAUCUCUAACAGCAACUUUAUACCGACAAACCAUAUUGAUAAAUAUAAGCUUGCAGUAUUGGCCAUUGGAGAGCAUCCAGACUUGUGUGCUGAAAAAUUUGCAGACAUCCACCAAAAGAAGUUUGACUGGACUAAAACAACGAUUACAGAACCUGUUGUUGUCAAUGAGAUUCCAAAGUAUGUGCCACUAAACGACGAACCCGAAAACGUUAAUGAUGAACACACUGCCAAGCCGGAGACAAGCUUAGAGGACGUUAUUAAACUCCACAAAGAGGUAUCCAGCGAUAUAGAAUUUUGGUUACGGAGUGGAAAUCCAAACUUUAUAAAAUGCUACAGUAAAUACCUUGAAACCUACAAAAAAAUUGUAAAUAAAGCAAGAGGACAAUCUCCAAUAAACAGUCUUUCUUCUGCUUAUGUAUCAUUUGGCAGAAAUACAAAUUGCAAAAUGUUACCAAUACUCCAUAACGCAAACAAAAGAAUUAGAGUACAACCAACUGCAAUAUCUCGUCGUCGAUCAGGAAUAAAAUCAUCACUCGCACAACCUGCAGGCCGUAAGCCAACCUUAAGAAAAAAAGACUAA